Molecule: messenger RNA, 2931 nt
Organism: Psilocybe cubensis
Lineage: Eukaryota; Fungi; Basidiomycota; Agaricomycetes; Agaricales; Agrocybaceae
Exons: 4
Coding region: 1-2931 (976 amino acids)
Source: RefSeq, a predicted model, not a curated record
AUGCCCCCCACUACGCCCUCCUUUGACUGGUCCCAGGGCUCCGUCUUCCUACAAGACGGUAUAAUUUACUACUCUCCCAAUUGUAACCGACCAGUCCGUAUCAAGGCCCCAGAGCGGAAUCACCCCCACCCAUUCCCCGAACGUGCAGAGCCAGAUCCCACCUCUGUCAAGCAUCCUGUCUGGUGGACAGACACCUUUGGGUGGAUGUCCUUCAUACCGCUCAACCCAUCCUUUAUCUCCGACCCCUUCGACACCUUUACCUGGCAGCCUGAGCUGGAUGUAACUCCUAGCUAUAAUACUCCACCCGGUCCCACUCUCUACCAGCUCGAAAUUCAUACUAUAAAGCAUUGGCGGUUUAAGGAACAAUGUUUACUGGAAGCUGCGCACAAAAUGAAGCUAUGGUACCACGUACCAGCCAGUCAACCACCCCCGCCUUCCAUCUUUAAAUACGAUGAGCCCUACACAUCGAAAGAAGAAGCUUAUCGCCAGAUUAAAUUGGCGCGAGAUUGGUUUGCCGUAUGGAUGGGAUUCUUUGCAUAUUUCGCUGCGUGUGCAAAGUAUGACAAGUAUUGUGCAGGAAAGAUGGUGAGAGAACAGGGCGAGUUACUACCCCGAUGGUAUACCAGGCUGCUCGAGGAGGUUCCGAUGCUACAGCGAUCCUGGUUGGACGGGCUUUUAACAUCGCCAGCGUGUGUAUUCUCACCCGACACUCAGCGUGCAGGGAUAGUUAUUCCCUGGUAUGAAUAUGACAAUCGGAGGCCCGAGAUACAGUUCUUCCUGGACCAGCAGAUUCCUGUUUUCUUUCCGUGGUGUGCCAUCGCAGAACAGGCCAUCAUAAACAACCCCACCCUUCGCUAUCUUGAGCCUCCUGCAAACCUUGUUUGGGAUGCCCUUGAGAAGUUUCUGAACCGAUUCCCCAGUGUUCCUCUCGCUGGCCUAAUCCUUAGGUCCUACUUUCGAUUUCAUGAUCGCCCGCUGCACUCCACCAAACAUAUAUUGAGAAUGGAACACAGUACGUCGUUGGUCACGAAAUAUAUGUAUGAAAAAUUUGCCUCGCAAACCGACAAGGUCAAGGCGGCUAUGGAGGAGAACCAGGUGGAGGCCACGGUUGCAGAAUUGAGGGAGAUAGUAAGCCGAGCCAUGGACAUGGACCUCGCAGAGGCCGAGCGAGCCAUAGCAAAUCUCCCCACUCACGAUUGGAUGGACAAAGGUGACUACCACCGGAGAGGAGAGUUGUACGACCACGUCUCGAUAUUCUUGGAGAAACGCGAGAGAAACCAGCGCUUUAUCAUUGCGACUGAGACCGAGGACGCAAAGAUCAAAAGGCUUCAAAGAGAGGAGGCCCUCCCGGGGUACAACACAUCGGUCUAUAGGUGGAAAAGUGUCACGACGCCGGGGGGGAAGGAAUUAUACAUGCGAGUUCGCCUCCUUCGAUCAAAGCACGAGAGACUGUUCGCAAAGGUGCCUCCCUCUCAACGAACAUACAAUGCAGUCUCAAACGAGUGGGACAUUUUUGAUGAAGUGGAUUUGCCACGAAAAUAUCUGCAAUUUGUGGACCCCCCUCCUAGGAAGGACGGUUAUAUCUACGACUAUCCUAUCCAAGCCGCCCGCAUCAAUCCCCAGUCCAUCAUCCCCGACAACGAUGUACCCCGUGUGGAAUCCGUUCCCGUCAUCCCAGAACCCUGUGUAGACUCUUCCUCGGGUGGUGCGACUUCCCCUCAUGAACCUCAGUACGAAACAUUCCCCAUGGACACGGAGGAAUUUCAGGAGGGGCCUUCCCAGCCUCCGGUACAUCGUCCAGAGCCGGGCCCCUCCACCAUGGAUACCGACACUGAUGAAGCUUCGAAAAUCCACGAUUACGAUUGGGACACCGCCGACCUCAUCUCCAACUUGCGAUACAGCUAUGGAUUCGUAGCCUCUGUAGUCCCGAAGAAGGAGGAUAAGACACCGGAAGGCUGGAAACACGCCUGUCAACACUUUGGGUUUAGGAAGGAUGGGGCAGAACAGUUUGUCUCAAACACGGAUCGUCAACUCAUCUGUCAGUUUCAUGACGGUUUGAUGGGGUCAACUGACCGUCCGCUCCCUCAAGACAUUCACGAUCUCCACCCGCAAAAUUACCUAUCCCUUCAAGUUUUAGGGAAUCUCAGCCUCAUCCAUCGGCCCAUCCCAAAUCUAUUUGUUUUCGCUCAUCACGACAUACGUGCACCUCAGGAAGAGUCCGACAGAAUGUCUGCUGAUUGGAGUAUUGGAGUCGAAACCCCAGAGGCUGCUUUAUAUGUCUUACGAGUCUUCCAGUCCCAUCCUGGGCAUACAGUUGUGCAUCAACCCUACAAGGAAGUUACCUUUUACCGCAAAGUCAGCUACAAGUUUACCAACGACGACUAUGAGUCCUCGAUGCUGGCCUGUCGGCAGAUACUGGACCAACAACGCGGUCGUGCAGCGCUACUCAUGGGUGGAAUAGUAGGACGAAUCGCCAAAGAGUAUCUGAGCACAGAGUCUGUUCUCCAGGGCCCAUCAGUGGAAUUGCUGAGAAAUGGACGCGGAUAUGUCGCUAAUCCAGAGGCCGAGUUGCUGGCUUACUGCGAUGACGGGCUUACAGAACACGAUAUUGCGAUUAUUAUCGGGUCGUAUUCUCUCAUGACGGAUUUUAAAAAUCAGGUCGGAGUCAAGUCUUGGUUUCCUCCCCCGGCGGUAUGGAAUGAAAUCGACAGGAAUGGGAUAGGAUGGCUGGAAUGGACUGAACGCAACGAGUACUGGUACCAGACUAGGCUGGAAUUAAUUCGAAAUGGCAAAGCGCAACCUUUAACGCUUCAAGACUGGAAGAGCCUUCUCAAAAAUAAGCCAGUCCGUGUUCUAAGGGAAUCGGUGCGAGCUCGAUCAGCGGCAUUUGUCCAUGAACAUAUCCCCGUAACCAGGAAUCCUCGUAGAUAG